AUGGAGCAGAGGCAUGGUAUGAGCUUAUGGUUGGAAGCACUUGACAGCAUAGAAUUGAUUGUAUAUCCUUAUCUACAAGAUUCAUCGACACAAACACGAAGGCACAUGAGGCACCGACUCUGGUCUUACUUGAAGCUACUUAUGCUGGAUGGCAUGGAUGAUUCUAUAAUGGAGCAGGGACGAAAACACGGUACACUGCAAGAUACCACUAACGCGAGGCAGCUCGAAGGCCAUUGGCAACGUUCUCCAUUCCAAGCGUUCUUGAUUCCAAAGCAACAACAACAACAAACUGCGCGAUUCCAACGCGACUCUAUUGCCAUGGCAACACAGCUAGAUCCACCUUCGAGGAGCACCAACACGGCAGCCCAUUUCAAAGGCGUUCCACUGAUCAACCAAUGUCCAUUAGCUCUCGAUCAAGCUCCCAAUCGUCCAACACGACGAGCUUCAUAG
Lichtheimia ornata is the source of this 450-nucleotide messenger RNA. RefSeq lists its product as uncharacterized. The record is from RefSeq and is a predicted model, not a curated record. NCBI's taxonomy places the organism in Eukaryota, Fungi, Mucoromycota, Mucoromycetes, Mucorales, Lichtheimiaceae. The transcript is spliced from 4 exons. Bases 1 to 450 code for a protein of 149 amino acids.